Molecule: messenger RNA, 726 nt
Organism: Rhincodon typus (whale shark)
Lineage: Eukaryota; Metazoa; Chordata; Chondrichthyes; Orectolobiformes; Rhincodontidae
Product: protein FAM149B1-like
Exons: 5
Coding region: 156-650 (164 amino acids)
Biological process (GO): protein localization to cilium; cilium assembly
Source: RefSeq, a predicted model, not a curated record
ACGGCCCAGUCAGGCGCUAAAUCCCCAGCACUGAGAGAGCCUGGAAUGGGCCCAUCCUGCCUCGGUGCCGAGAAAUAACCUGGGACUGGGUGUGCCGUGCCCGGCUCCGGCGAAAGAGAGCGAAUCCCAGGCCUCCGAGGCAGAUAGUCGGUGCGAUGUGCGGUGACAGGCGACGAAAUGAUCCACAGAUACAGCCGGAGGCCGCUGUCCACGCCGCCAGAGAUGUGAGUGUGGGCCGACAAAACUUGUUGCAAUGCAGUGUUGAAAAUCAUCCGCUGCCAGAUAAACUAGAAGAGUUUUCAACACCAUCACCUAUCACCAGUGUCGAGGAUGUUGACUCCACCUGUAGUUGUGAGUCCGAGAUUUCUGUGGACAUCAGUAACCAACCUUCACAGGAUGAUUUUGGACACCCUUGGUCCGCUGCCAACAGUUAUACAGGAACCAGGAUCUCUACUGCCUGCAGCUCUACUUCCUCUUGGGGUGACAAUGAAUUUGAGAAGGCAACCUCCCACCAGGUUCAACAAAUGUUCUGUGAGAUUGAUGAUCUUCUGUUUGAAGAUAAGAAAUGUUCUCGUGUGCAGAAGCUGGAGAAGGAGUGUCAGGAAUGGAAAUGCAGCUUCCCACAUUUUCGGAUAUGUUUUCAUGAUUGAUUGGCACAGAAACAGACCAUUUGGACGAAUACUUGUGAUAAUACUUCAGAAGAGUCCUCCAACCCCUUUUCAUCCU